Molecule: messenger RNA, 965 nt
Organism: Notothenia coriiceps (black rockcod)
Lineage: Eukaryota; Metazoa; Chordata; Actinopteri; Perciformes; Nototheniidae
Gene: klf12b
Product: Kruppel like factor 12b
Exons: 4
Coding region: 213-965 (250 amino acids)
Source: RefSeq, a predicted model, not a curated record
GAGAACUGCCUGAGCUGAGCAGCUGAGAGGCAGAAGGGGAGGGAGCUGCUCACUCACACACUCUCACACACACAUUGUCACACACACACGUACAUACACGCAGAGUGAGAGAAGAGGAGAGGGAGAGGAGGAUAGGAGACAGAGAGGAUUGUAGAAAAGGAAAACAGUCUCCACGGCUCCGCAGCUUCUGACAAGGCAGCCUAAGAAACAGGAUGUUAAUGCUUGACGGAAUGCCUGCAGUGCGAGUCAAAUCUGAGCCCCUGGACUCGGAACAAGGGUCACCUAAAGUGCGCCCUUACUCUGUGAUGGACGGCGUCCCCUUCUUCCUCAGCAGAGUUAAACCUGAACCUCCAGAAGACCUGCUCGCUCAUGACCUGCACUUCCACACACAGACCGAGCCUGUCGACCUGUCAAUCAACAAACCCCGCCCCUCCUCUCUAUCCACCACCCCUAGCACCACCUCAUCAUCUUCCCCUCUCAGAUACGCUUUCUCCCCAUCUUCUUUAUCGUCGUCAUCCUCCUCCUCCUCCUCGUCUCCAUCGGUGAUCACCUCAGCCUCGUCGCUGCUCACGCCGGGCCCUCUGGUCGCCCCCGGCAGCGGGGUCAGAGGUCAGCCAUAUUUGCACAUCCUGCACUCUGUGCCGCCGCCUCCAUCCAGCCCUCUGAGCCUGCAGGGAGCAGGGAAGCUGGUCAGCCAUGUUCACCGCAUCCCUGUUGUGGUGCAGUCGCUGCCCCUCAUGUACACCACUGCCAUUCGAUCGCCCUCCAGACUCAACAACGCCAUCAUGCUACCUCUGCUGGAGGAGGUGAAGAGACAGGGCAAAGCACAUACAGACCACAACGGCCGGUCGCCAAGGCAGAUCAAGAGCGACAGUGACGACGACGACCUGCCAAACGUGACCUUGGACAGUGUUAAUGAGACCGGCUCCACUGCGCUGUCUAUAGCCCGCGCCGUACAAGAGUGA